Molecule: messenger RNA, 3594 nt
Organism: Amphibalanus amphitrite
Lineage: Eukaryota; Metazoa; Arthropoda; Thecostraca; Balanomorpha; Balanidae
Exons: 2
Coding region: 1-3501 (1166 amino acids)
Source: RefSeq, a predicted model, not a curated record
AUGAGUGACAUUGAGAAACUGACGCAGCUGCUCCUGCAGCAGGCGGAGCUGUCGGCGCAGCGGGAGCGAGACUCAGCGCAGCGCGAGGAGCGGCUCACUCAGAUGGUGGAGCGACUGGUCGCCGACCGACAGCCACCCGCUACCGUCGCUGCCGACGAUGCCUCGGCGGCGACAGCCGCCCGGACGUUGGCUGCCGCCCCGCCCGUGCGCCUGCCUGCUGCUGCAACGCCGGCGCCUCAGCUGUCGUCCUCCACAUCCCUGCGCGACUUCGCUGUAUGGAGGGAGAAGCUGGACGGGUACAUGCUUCUGACCGGCGCGUCCGCGCUGCCCGUCACUGCCCAGAGAGCUGCCCUUCUCAGUCUUCUCGACGAAGAUUGGCACCGGGUGCUGCGCUAUGGACUGACGAUAGCGGACGACUCUCCCCUCUCCGCGGUGGUAGACGCAAUGGAGAGUCAUCUCCGUAAGCAGCGCAGUGUCCUGGUCGACCGCCGUGCGUUCUACGCCCGUGUCCAGGAGCAGGGCGAGAAUUUUGAGGAGUUUCUGUGCGAAGUGAAGGAGCUCGCGGCAUUUUGCGACUUUUGCACACACUGUUACGACUCACGCCUGCGUGACAAGAUUGUGUGUGGCCUGCGGGACGAGGAGACGGUGAAGCGUCUGUUGGAGGAUCCGGGGCUGGACCUCAAGAAGACGGUGGACAUCUGCCGUGCGUCAGAGAACGCCCGGGCUACCUGCUCCGACCUCCGCUCACCGACGGCGUCAGUGAGCCGUCUGUCGGCAUACCGCCGUUCAAGGUCGCGCGAUGCGCGCCCCGCGGCCCAACCCGGCGGGCGUUCCGCGGGUACGGCCGGCGUGCGCCGCCCCCAGGCGCGCCCCGCGGCCCAACCUGGCGGGCGCUCCGCGGGCGCGGCCGGCGCGCGCUGCUGCCGCUGCGGGCGGGCCGCCCACGCAGACCCGGCGGCGUGCCGCGCUACUAGCGCCAUCUGCAACUCGUGUGGCCAGCGCGGCCACUUUGCAGUGGUGUGCGCCCAGGUGGCGCGCGAGAGCGCCGCUGCCCCCGCCGAGCGCGCAGCACCGGAGCGCGCGCGGCCCGCGGUGGGGCAGCCGUCAGAGCCGCGCAUCUGCCGUGUCAUCAGAGACGUCUACGUGAACGGCAUCUCGACGCGGCCGACUCCCACUGUGACUGUCCGACUGUCUACGCCGGCUGGUGUGUUCACCGUGCCGGCCCGGGCCGACUCCGGCGCCGAGGCGACAGUCAUCGGCGAAGACAGCCUGUCUUCCAUCUGCGUGGAACCAGCGCAGUUGGAGCCCUGCAUCGGCCAACCAUUUUCAGCAGUAGGGAAACAGCCGCUCACCUGUGUCGGGUCGUUCCGGGCUACUCUGGAGCUGGGCGACCGAUCGACCACCGCUGCCGUGUUCGUCAUCAGGGAGCUGACUGGCCUGCUACUCAGCUGGUUCGACUGUGUGGCGCUGGGGAUUCUGCCGAGGGAUUUUCCGGCACAGAUCCGGUCCGUCGAGGACGCACCGCGCCCUGCUGAUGACGUCACGGCCUCUGUUGACGUCACAUCCGCUGGUGACGUCACACCCUCUAAUGACGUCACACCGUCUGCACCGCCGGCCGCUGCCGGCUCCGCUCGUAGCGCCAGCGGCCGCUCGGCCCCGUAUGAGGCGCCGCGUGACAGGCCCUGUCCGGCCACCGGGACCGAGACGGGCGCGCCGGCGCCGCCGGCCGAUGGACCCGGCCCGGCCGCCGGCCUCAGCGGUCCGCUGCCGGCCUGGGACAGCGACUCAGACCCACCAGAGGCGGUCCGUGCAGCUCAUGCAGCCGCUCUGGUGGAGUGUUUCCCGCGUGUGUUCGGGCAAGAUUCGACUCUUCGAGUAAUGGACGGCGGUCCGAUGACGAUCGAACUCCGGCCCGACGCGUGUCCGACGUCGGUCACCGCUGCGAGACCGAUCCCCUUCGCCUGGCGUGCCGAGGUAAAGGCGCAGCUGGACGACCUGCUGGACCGCGGCGUCAUCGUCCCUGUGGACUACCCGACGGAAUGGUGCCAUCCCAUUUCGUGCGUGCCGAAGAACCCGUCCGGGUUUCGACUCUGCGUGGACCUGACGGGACUCAACCGGUACGUGAAUCGACCCACGUACCCCUGCCGGUCUCCUCACGAUGCCGUGACGAGUCUGCCCGCCGGGCACCGGUGGAUGUCGACUCUGGACGCCAAGAUGGGCUACUUCCAGGUGCCGCUCGCUGAGUCAAGUCAGGACCUCACCUGCUUCAUCACGCCGUGGGGCAGGUUCAAGUUCGUCCGCUGUCCGAUGGGAUGCAGUGCGUCUGGAGACGAGUACAACCGGCGCGGCGAUGCCGCGCUCGGCGACAUCCCAAACUGUGUCAAGAUUGUCGACGACAUCCUGGCCGUGGCACAGACGUACCGGCAGCACCUGCAGCAGGUGAUCGAAAUCCUCCGGCGCUGUGACGACCGAGGAAUCACGCUGAACCCGCUGAAGUUCAAGUUCGCCCAGAAUGAGGUCAAAUUCUGCGGCUACAAGAUCACCCCGGCCGGCUACACCACCGACAAUGAAAAGGCGCGCGCCAUCGCUGAUUUCCCGAGACCGGAGAACGUCACCGACCUGCGGUCCUUCAUGGGUCUGGUGAAUCAGCUGAGCGGCCUCACACCGGAGCUGGCUGACUCGACUCAGGCCUUCAGAGACCUCCUCAAGUCGCGCCGGGUCUGGCGCUGGACUGAGCAGCACGAGGCAGCGUUUCUGCACACCAAGAUUGUGCUGUCGUCACCGCCGGUGAUGGCCUUCUUCGACCCCCAGCUGCCGACCGUGCUACAGACGGACGCUGCUAAAACCCGAGGACUGGGUUUUGCACUGCUCCAGAGGCACGGCGAGGACUGGCGUGUGGUCCAGUAUGGUUCACGGUUCCUGACCGAUACCGAGAGCCGAUAUGCUGUAAUCGAGCUGGAGCUGGCUGCUGUACUCUGGGCCUGCAAGAAGUGCCAUGUCUACCUGGCUGGCAUGCCCCACUUCGACCUGGUGGUCGACCACCGACCGCUGGUGACCAUCCUAAACUACAAGCAGCUCAACUCGAUCGACAACCCGCGUCUGCAGCGGAUGAGAGAGAAGUUGUUGGCCUACAGCUUCACCACCAGCUGGCAGAAGGGAUCGAGUCACGUGAUCCCAGACGCGCUCUCGCGAGCGCCCACCAGCGACCCCGCCGCUGAUGACGACGGAGCGGUGGACACCGAGGACGACCCGCUGCACGCCAGCGUCAUUGCCGCGCUGCAGGCCUCCGCUCGAUCGGAGGAGGGCGCCCAGCUGGCUCCGCUGGUCGACUCCACACUGGAGAGAGUCCGCGCCGCCGCGGAGCGCGACACCGAGUACCAGACUCUCAGCGAGCUGAUCCUGGCCGGAUUCUUGUGUUCGGGUAUAGGGGGUGUGUACUUGGACCGCCUCUGCGGCCCCACCUCUGUGUGCCUGGGAGCGCCCCUGCCGACGCUCAGCUGAUCGUGCGCGCCAAGCGGCAUGACUGGCGCGGGCGACUAGGCGUGGCGCUCGCCAUAUUUGUUUAGUUUUGGAGGACUCUCUCGGCCCAUUCGC